Molecule: messenger RNA, 2442 nt
Organism: Serpula lacrymans var. lacrymans S7.9
Lineage: Eukaryota; Fungi; Basidiomycota; Agaricomycetes; Boletales; Serpulaceae
Exons: 9
Coding region: 338-1537 (399 amino acids)
Biological process (GO): regulation of transcription by RNA polymerase II
Cellular component (GO): nucleus
Molecular function (GO): zinc ion binding; RNA polymerase II cis-regulatory region sequence-specific DNA binding; DNA-binding transcription activator activity, RNA polymerase II-specific
Source: RefSeq, a predicted model, not a curated record
AACCGUUUGAUCCAUGUGCAACCAGCUGGCCCCUCGCUGCUUGCAGAGCGAGCCAUAAUCUUUCUCUGCUCACACGUUAUAUUUAUGUCACCGCCCAGACUGGGAAGCCAUCCAGGGUCACACACAGCUAUCCCCUGCCGGUUUUGUAUUAUGAUUGGGAAGAUGUAAUUCGGACAUGUACUUAUAAGACUUGUAUGUAUCUACAUACAUAUCUGUCAAUGCCCGAGGUGAUCUGGAUCUCUCUGGUUACUUAAUGGCGCCGUGAAGCACUUAAGACUAGCACCGUCUCUCCUCAGUCUCUUUCUUUCCUCGCAUCGUAUUCCACUUUCCUUCCAAAAUGUCCACAGACUCUUUCCAGCCUCCCAUCCAGCUCAAAGGCGAAAUCAUGGACCUCGACUUCACCGUAGACACCGACCACAGAAAGAGGAGACGCAAUCGCACCACACAGUCCUGUCUCAACUGCCACACCUCAAAGCGCAAAUGCGAUAGAAAACGGCCUUGCCAGCGUUGCAUUCAGCUCGGUCUGACUGGCUUGUGCGUGUAUGAGAUAGAUGACCCAGCGUUGAGGGACGAUCCCUCUGUAGAUGAAAAUACCCGCCUUCGUAAUAGAAUCGCAGAAUUAGAGAGCCUGGUUAGAGAAUUACGGGGCAAGCCUCAUCCCCGCUGGGCUGAUGCCAACUUUCGAGACGGCGACCCCUCCGAACGCUGGCACUCUCGAGCGGCAAAGAACAAUAUGUUAAAACGCCGGGGUCGUUCGCCAGAUCAACCCCAUGGCCAGCCCAACAUGGAGGUUCGCGGUCUCGUCGCCGCCUCUGUCAAAACAGAACCACCAGCCGACAUCUCCCAGCAACACCUCUACCGGUUCUCGCCUUCGCCUCCAAUGUGCUACAGCGGUUUCCAGUCAGAUAACUCGACCUCGCCAGUCUCGCCAUACGAGCGUCAAACCUCGCAGCAUCACUUUAGCAACGGGAGUGGCCCUUCGGGAGGGCGUUCCGCCAUGACGUACUCGGCGCCUUCAUAUCCAAAUCAUCACAAUGCCAGCUCAGCCUCGUUUUCAGAUAAUGGGAAUGGUUUCUCUUUGAAUGACGAGAGGGUGUUGUAUGCCCACCACUUCACUGCAGAUAACCCCCCAGCCCAGACCUUCUGCCCCUGCCGUACAAAUCCUGCUGCUGGUCACGCCUUGAUCUCACUGACACAUCAACUACAAAAUACGCUGAGCUCGUUGCGACAGUACACCCAACAUCCCUCGAACACGCAGUGUCAGCUCUACAGGCGAAUCGUCGAGCUGAACGACAUGAUGCAAAUCAGUGGCAAUGAGCUAGAAGAGGUAGCAGGGUCACCAUACGGCACGCUUCCCACACCAACGGAAAGUGAUAUAAUGUCUAGCCACUCGUCCUCUUCAAGUACCCCAUUUCAUGGAUCCUCCGCUGGGGCUUCUGCUCCUGACUGGAACGCAAUGACCUCCGCCGCCGGAUAUAACCCUUAUUUCCCCAUAUCAUCGGGUGAACAGAAUUUGUAUAGUAAUGUCAUCACAUGAGCAGGUGAUCCGCUGAUCCUGGACACCUGCACUCAUUCAGUUUAGCCACCGAAACCUUGGACGAUUAGAGAUUCCACGGAAUAUUCUAUGUACAUCACGCGGGCUGUGGUGGCCUCCGGGCUGCUUGUACUUUCUCUCCGUCCUGUCCUAUAGAGUCGCAUGUUAUACAUUGUAUACUACACAAGUUUUUUUUGGCUGCUUAACUAUCUAUACACGGAUUUGCUACAUAGGUGUCCCACUACUAAUUGACGGGUAGAUCGAACCGGAAAACACGUUGUGAUUGAGGAUCAGACAGUGUUACUUUUUUCUCAGCGUCCUGUUUCCAUCUGUCCCUUUCUACGAAAAGCACUUGGCCGUCUCUUUUCACUAAUAUCACAGUUGAAAGGCGAGUACCAUAAAGGUCACGAUGACCAAUAGAGGCUGUUGGGUUGGAGACGAUCGGUAGAGGAUUGACCUGGAUUGUGUUCCGCAACUCCGAACGCUGACGAGGCGCUUCUGGCGAAGUCCAGGUCAAUAGGUCAAACAGUUCCUCGGUGAACUGAUCUUCAGUCCUGUCUGGCAUUGACGUUUCCAGUAUAGCCUUCAGGGAUCGGAUGCCAUGUUGGACUUUAGGCCAUUCAUUAGCUCCUUUGUCUUCGAUGCCGUUCGACAUCCCUCCGCAGUGCCUUUGGGAGCUUGAUAGAGCAUGGGAAGUGAUGAAUCCGCCAGCACCGCGAUUAGUGACAUACGUGCCAUCAAAGGACAGGGGCCGUUGAUUAGAACGUCUUGCAGGUGCUUUGGGGAAUCAGACGUAAGAAAUGAAGAAACGAGGUGACCCCUUGAUGAAGUGAACUUUGCCAGCGGUUCUGUGAUAUUGGUCCAAAACUGCUAUCUUCCCGGUCCGGCUGAGACCCAACCAUGUUCCC